CUGUUUGGGUGUAACGAAUCGACAAUUUCGAAGCUGGGGAGUCGUCUUUCACGAUGACAAAGCAUAAUAUUGUGAAAAACGGACAGCUAGGAAAAAGUAGCUCGUUCACUGUACUCUCUAACUCCUGAAACGAAGCUGAUCAUGCCUUCCGAAGGCAAAAGAAUGAUCGAUAUGGAUCCCCUGUCACCAGGACCAUGCUUAGACAUAAGCGAUGAUGAGCUGGUGACGAUUACAGUUCGUGACUUGAAUCGCCAACUGAAACUUCGCGGGUUGACAAGGGAUGAGAUAGUUCGAAUGAAGCAGCGCAGGAGAACACUGAAGAAUCGUGGCUAUGCAGCAAGCUGUCGUAUAAAACGUAUCGAACAGAAGGACGAGCUUGAAACUGAAAAAACCCAAGAGUAUAGAGAUAUGGAGGACAUGCAGGAUGACAAUAACUCUAUGAGAGAGGAAAUAGAAUCAUGGCACAGCAAAUACGAAGCUCUAAAGAAGUUUGCCUUAGGUAGAAAGAUCCACAUUCCUGCAGAGUUGGAAACAAUGUAGAAUAUUCCCAAUUUCAUAUUUCCACCCAAACUGAAAAUUUUCUUUGCUAUAGUUUUCCGAGUAAAAAAAAAGAAAUAAAGAAAUAAAUAGCAAACACUUGAAUCAACCAAGUUAUACUGAAUAAAUAUAAUCUAGCAAAUAUAAUUACAAGCCUUUUACUCAAUUUUAGUUUAGUUUAAAGCUAGUAUUGAUUUUAAAACUCAACACAGAAUCAUCAUGAUCACUCACGAAUUUAAAAAACGAUUUAUUUACCAGGCUUCCCGUCGAAAAGUUAUUCAAAUUAUUUGCCAUUUCUGAAGUUAUAAAUGAAGGUCAGUAAAGGCGCUUAGUUAAAGUAUUCAUUGAAAGAACUUUUCCUUGUAAAUAAAACUAUUAAACUAGUUGCAUUCCGUGCCAUAUUACGU
Molecule: messenger RNA, 944 nt
Organism: Diprion similis
Lineage: Eukaryota; Metazoa; Arthropoda; Insecta; Hymenoptera; Diprionidae
Gene: maf-S
Product: transcription factor MafK-like
Exons: 2
Coding region: 142-540 (132 amino acids)
Biological process (GO): regulation of transcription by RNA polymerase II
Cellular component (GO): nucleus
Molecular function (GO): DNA-binding transcription factor activity, RNA polymerase II-specific; RNA polymerase II cis-regulatory region sequence-specific DNA binding
Source: RefSeq, a predicted model, not a curated record